AUGAGCAUAGAACUGCAGAAGAUGGACGAGCGCCCUUUGACUCCAGAUCGCACCUCUAGUAUCUCAGCCACGGCAACCGCAGUGAACAGUCCCGACAAGCCCCAGUUCCCGCAGAACGCUGCGGAGCCCGACGCCGACAGCCUUUGCUCCAGCUUGGACACCAUAUCGAGCGACAGCGACGAAGACGAAGAUGAAAUCCCGAGUGCGGAAGGCAAAUUGCCUGAAGACGCAGUUCAAGGCUGGCCUCAGUUGGCUCAGCUCAUGGCAGACACGCCGGACUUCGCAGCCUUCCCUCGUUUUCGCGAUUUGAAUGUCAAGAGCCUCUUGUAUUAUCAGGUCGAGCUUAGUAGCCUUAGAAAGAAGCUCCAGAAAUUGGAGCAUGCUGACAAGGCCCAUUCCGAGCGCAAAAAGUACGCACUGUACGCCGAUACGUUGGUUAACGAAGCGAACGCCUCAGAGCAACUUGAAACGGUGCGAAUGAUCCGGACGGUGCUGAAAGAGUACAAUAAGGCCUUGCUGCAGUACUCGCAGAUAUGCGCAUUGCCAGAUCCCGAGCCGUUUAACAUGCGCACGCUCCGAAAGUGGCUACGCAAUGGAGAAUGUGGUGACUUCAAUAUACGAGCCCUCGAUGAGGGCGGAGCGGUGAAUACUUGGGGACCACUCCAGAAUAAUCCCGACGAUAAGGAGAAAAGCCUAUGGUCGCAGUUUGGCAAUCUUCUCUGGGGCCUCGUGUGGAUGCGGCGGCCUGCAAAGAGCAUGUACGAGCCAGACCUAGCGCUCACCUCGCCUCAGACAGAGGUGGAUGGCUUGACGCACUGGUACGCUUCCGAGUGGAAACCGUUUAGCAGAUCAUUCAAGAAGCGGAAGGAACGAAAGUCAGGCAACGGCCCGAAUGAUGUUGAACAGAAUGUCAACGGCAAUGUCGCGGAAAACCCUGCUGGUCCUGCAGCCCCUUGGGCGAAAAAGGCCCCUAAGGAGAAGGCGUUGGUCUCAUGGUCGCAGAACAGCGCGUUGAGGUUGACAUCCGGCAUCUCAACCGUUGUCGCUUGUCUCUUGCCAGUCAUCGCCAUAUCCGUCCUGUCGCAGCUCCAGGGCCUCAAAGCUCUUCUCCUUUGCCUUGCCGGGUUCUCGCUAGUCUUCGCUAUAGGUCUGAUCGCUCUGACGCAGGGUACCAGCAAGAGGACUGAGAUAUUCGGAGCCACUGCAGCCUUCUCAGCCGUCAUGGUAGUCUUCAUCUCGAUUCCGCCGGCACCUGUGAUUUACAUGCCUCCAGGCUCGGCCAUACCGUCAGUGUCUCCGAGUGCUGUUAUCUCGGCGCUGGCCUCUGGUUGA
Molecule: messenger RNA, 1332 nt
Organism: Didymosphaeria variabile
Lineage: Eukaryota; Fungi; Ascomycota; Dothideomycetes; Pleosporales; Didymosphaeriaceae
Exons: 3
Coding region: 1-1332 (443 amino acids)
Source: RefSeq, a predicted model, not a curated record